Messenger RNA from Mugil cephalus (flathead mullet), 1128 nucleotides. Its product is annotated as immunoglobulin lambda-1 light chain-like. The transcript is spliced from 5 exons. NCBI's taxonomy places the organism in Eukaryota, Metazoa, Chordata, Actinopteri, Mugiliformes, Mugilidae. The record is from RefSeq and is a predicted model, not a curated record. Bases 1 to 864 code for a protein of 287 amino acids.
AUGCUUUUCCUCCCAGCUGCUGCUCUGUGCUGUCUGUGUUCAGCCCUGGUUGCCAUGGCAGCAGAUCUGACCCAGGACCAGUUAACACUGACCAGGAGAGUUGGUCAAACAGUCUCCUUCAGAUGUGAAGGAACUCACCAGUGUGAUAGUGAUUAUAUACGCUGGUACCAGAAGAAAGAAACAGAAACAUUCAGAGUGAUUCUGUAUAUUGAUAAAAGCAAUGGUGACAUUUAUAAAUUUUACAUUCAUACUCAGGUAAAUGAUUUCUCAGCUGUGUAUAAACAGAACAGUUGGGAGUUGGAGAUAAAGAAAGUUAAAGUUGAUCAUUCAGCCUCCUACUACUGCGCCUGUUGGAAGGAUGUUCCCCGGUACUUCAUCUUUGGCUCUGGAACUAAACUGUAUGUAACAGAUGAGCAGGUAGUGAAGCCCGUGGUGAGCGUGUACCCAGCAGCAUCCAGAGCCCACCUGGAGGGGAAGAGCUCUCUGCUGUGUCUGGCCUCACACAUGUUUCCUCCUGAGGUCAAGUUCUCCUGGAAAAGACAGAAGGAGGGCGGCUCUCUGGAGGAUCUGACUCCUGCUGAGGGAGAGCAGCUGGAGCUCAGAGAGUCGGGACGCAGAGCCUCCAUCAAGCUGGUGGAUAGAGAUUAUCUCUGCACAUAUAAAUACAUCUGCUCCGUCGAGCAUGAGGGAGGCACAGUCAAUUCCAAUCAAGAGGUUCUUCAUGUCUCUCAGUACAAAGUGAAGCUGCUCUGUCUGCAGUACACAGUGCUGAUAGUGAAGAGUCUGGUGUACUGCUGUGGACUCUCUCUGCUGACGAGCCUCAGAAACAAGGGACCGUCCACCAGCUCCACACAUGCUGACUGACUGUUUUCUGCUCCUCUUUUCUCUCCAUCACAUCUCAUCACUUCAUCUCAUUCAUCACUUUCAUCAGUCUUCAGAAAUGUUGUUGAAAUGUUCUUCUUUGUAAUCUGUAUCUGUUCAUUCACGUGUUGAUUGUCGUCCUGUAAAUAGAAACACAUAUAUUCACAUAAAAAUCUGCUCUUAGAACGUGUUCAUUCUCUAGUCGUCUAGUUUAUUUCCACUUUUAACUGGGACUUGUAUAAUAAUGAAAAUGAAGCUGAAUCAUCA